CGUACGCAUCAAUUUGUACAGUCUUCAGCAGCAACCCUCUCCCCGCACUGACUUAGGAGGGGAGCGGAGAAAGGAACAUUUCGGCAUUAUUGCAAUGUGAACCUACCCGUACCUUACAGUGUAUGCAUGCGCUCAAUCCAGUCCGUGUAUGACAACGUACAGUACAACCGAGGGACUGAAAGAAAAAAGAGGAGUGGGAGAAAGGGACACGCUUCGCUGGAUACCAUAGGUCUCUUAGGCCCCGUCCAAACACAGGGGCCAGCUCAGAGCUUGUUUUUGAAAAUGGCCGCAGGGAAGAAAUGGACCACGUAGGGUGGCGACAAUGAAAACCCGAACUCACAAAGAAUCGAUGCCCAUGCGCAGUGGGCGCAGGAGGGGGGGCAGCAGUGAGGAGAGGAGGGGUAGGCGCCCUCACCCUAGCCCCUCUCGAGCCGAGCGCAAUGACAGGCAGACGCAACGCACGUCUGGCGAAGACCUGCCAGUCAAUCGCUUCAAUUGUAGAUCCCAAGGUCACGAUUCGUCCGAGAGCGAAGGGGAGGAGCUUGUUCCACCCCCAAAGAGACAGAAAGUACAGGACUCUGUGUCUUCUAAUCCCCCGACUUCAACCCAUUCCACUGACACCUCAACUUCAGCCCCGCCUCCGACCUCGGCGCCCAACCAAUCACGAGAAAGUGACAAUGAGGACGGCCAAUCCCAAGGCAGCAGGAGCUCGGUUGGCGGAAGCUUGGUCAAUAGCAGCAGCAGCCUGAGUAGCGGGCGGGACAUUGACCAGGACAAUCGCUCCUCCUCCCCGAGCCUGUCUGCCUCGCCCCUCGCCAGCCUGGACUCAGAGUCCGACUCGCCCGACUCCCCGAAGCACGGCGGCGACCGCGAGCGCCACGAGAAAACCAAGGAGAGCGCCGCCGCGGCCAAGUCGGGCGGAGAGGAGCGGAGGAGCGCCACCCGGGCUGCCGCCGAGGAGACCGUGGAGCGGAGGGACGCCGACAGCGCCAUGGAGGACGUGGCUCCCCUGAAGCCGUCCGCCUCGCUGGCGCCCUCCCUCCGAGGGUCCGUGGAGCUCCUGAGCGAGGGCAAUAACGGCGGCGGAGGCGGCGGCGGCGGAGGCAGGAAGUCCUACUUUUCCCUGGACUCCAAGCUGGUGACCAAGAUGGACUACACUGGGCCCGGCAUGGCCGAGGGUGUGCACGCUAGCAACCGGAUCAACUCCAAAGCCAACGCUCAGGGCGUGACAAAGGUGGUGGUGGGAGGGGUGGAGUUCUCCCACACGCCCCCCAACGCCAUCCAUCCUCCACCCCUGCCCCCUCCACCUGCCCUCAAGCCCCUGGAGGUGGGGCAAAACCUGCCCGGGGACUCCAAGGGAGACAAACUGGACAAGGGUGACAAGUCGGCCCCUCCAUCUCUUAUGCCCCAGACCAGCCCGUUGCCCCAGCAACAGCAGCAGCAGUCGCAGCCUGUGCCUCCCCACACCCACCAUUACACCCCCACCAGUUGGCCAGGAAACGCCACCUCCAGUUGCCCCGGAAACUGGGGCUACGCUCGUUACCCUGGCAACCAUCACCCGCACCCCCCAGUGCAGCAGCAGCAGCUACCCUCCGUCUACAACCCCCCCUCCUCCCGCCACUCCUCACACCCGCCGUACCUGCCCCACCCCCACCGGGAGUACCUGCCCAGGUACGCAGGUGGCGCGGCGGAGCGGGGGCAGGGGCAGGGGCAGGGGCAACACCAGGGCCAAGCCAGGGACUUCGGCCCCUCGGGGGCAGGUGUGCACGCCAGGGACAAGGAGGGCAGGUGGGGGGAGUUUGUGGGGCAGCUGCGAGAAUCCGGGGGCAAUGGUAACCCUGGUAACAACAGUAACGUAGCAGCGGGGAGCGUUAACGCCCCAGCGGGCGGGCUGGCUGGACUGAACCGAGACCCGCCGAGCUCACCCCAGAACAGCAACCCGAACCACCCGAACCACCCUGCUCACGCGUCUGUGCCCCCACACACACAGGGCCCGAACCACCCGGGCAGAGACUACCCGCCCGCCAUGGACGCCCCGCACCAGCACCCACCGCAGCAGGCACAGCCAGGGCAGCCCUCGCAGGCCCCCUCGUCUGGAGCAGACCCACACCCACCCCACUAUCUGAGAGAGUACCCUCCCCCGGGGUCAAAGGAGUACCCCCCUGGUGCCCCCCCCACCACCGCCGCUCACCAGGGCGGCGCUAGAGAGUACCCCAGCUCCCCAGGCAUGGCCCAGAACAUGGGCCGUGAGUACUCUGGAGGAGGGCCAAUGCCCCACCCGCCCCAUCCACACUACCAAGGCCAGCCCGGCCUGCCCGCCCAGACUCGGGACCGAGAGAGGGAGAGAGAGGGUGGUGCGCCCCCUCCUGGACACUAUCACCACAACCGAGGUGGACCCCACCCUCCUGCGCUCUCCCCUUCCACUGGAACCUACGGGCAUCCACCUGUUCCGUACCCUCCCCCGCCUCCCCCUCCCCCCACGUCCCACUCUCAGCCCCCGCCCCCAUCCGGCCACUCGGCCAAUCAUGCUCGAGCAGGACCGUACUCUGCGACCAAUCAGACGCCCCCGACCCCUCUCUCCCCUCUACCCAGCCCCUCGACCAAUCAGAUGUCUGGGAUCCCCCCCUACCCAUCAGCCCCAGCUUCGACAGCCAACAUCCCACUUCCUGCCACAGGCGUGGCAACUUCCUGCUCCUCUGGAUGCAGGCCCUCUCCCUAUCAUGGCACUUUAAAUAGUCACGGCCCUUACAGUAGCGCUUACCAUGGCAACAGUCACAACGUCAAUGCCAUGGGAACAAGCAACAACAACGCCACCAAUGGUGGUGCUCUGAACAACAAUACUAACAGCACACACAUGCAGUCCCUCUCUCCCCAAAACCCCCUGAAGGUCCAGCAUGGUCCGCACGGCCCCCCUGGUGGUCCCCCGAUGGCCAACCCUGUGGGUUCAGAUGGUACGCAUGAUGCAGCGGUUGGCUCCUUGCAGCCGCCAGUCAUAAAGGAAGAACCAAUGGAAGACAGAGAGGAGACUGACAGCCCGCCCGCUGUCCUAAGAAGCCCCUCCCCUGAGCCAAAGCCUGUCGACAUUCCAAUCCACGCCAGCCAAUCAGCUCGGUUCCACAGGGUACUAGACCGAGGCAGUGGGAACUCCUGUGCCCGCAGUGACGUUCUCUUUGUUCCACUGGACGGUUCCAAGCUGUGGAAGAAACGUAACGAGGCGAUUGAGCGCGCCAGGAGAGAGGUGGAGCAGCGGGCCCGAGACCUGAGAGAGAAGGAGAGGGAGAGAGAGAGAGAGAGGGACCUGGAGAGACAACUCCAGUGUCAGCAGAAGGAGAACGCCAACAACGCCGCCGGGGUGUUGGGUGCGGGUGGCGCCCGUCCCAACACCUCCCUGUUCUUCCCCACCUCCUCCUCCAUCCUGCUGGACCCCGCCUGUUCCUCCGCCUCCGCCGUCAACGCCGCCCACGUGGCCUCGCACCACCAGCACCACCAGCACCACCCGACCCACGUGCACUCCCUCCACCACUCCCACCCCCUCCACCCCUCCCUCUCUCACUCCAUCCCCCACUCCCUGCUCCUGCCCGGCAUGGGGGGCCCCUCCACCGUGGUGGGGCCGCAGGGGGCCCUGGGGCUGAGUCUGGGGGGGCCGUAUCUGGGGCCCGACACCCCGGCCUUGCGCACGCUGAGCGAGUACGCGCGGCCCCACGCCAUGUCGCCGCUCGGGGCAGCCGCCCGCGCCCAGCAGGGCCACCACCCGCACCUGCACCCGCACGCCCACCCGCACGCCCACCCCCACGUGCACCCCUCCUUCUUCCUGCCCCAGUUCCAGAACCCGGCGCUCGGACACCCGCACCACCUGCCUGCCGACGCCGCCACCGCCGCCGCCAUCUUGGGCUUCCUGUACGGAGGCAGCCUGGAGGGGGGGCCGGGCGGCAUGGCGGCCCACGGGGCCCACGGGGGGGGGGGGGCGGGCCACAUGGGAGCCGCGGGGCUGGGGGGGAUGGGGGGGAUGGGGUUUCCGCACGCCAUGGCCCACCGUGACCGCAUGAAGCCCGGCUUUGAGUUCAAGAGCGAGGAGCGCGUGUAUCCGGCGGCGGCCAUCACGGAGGCGGCGCUCCUGUCCCACGCGCACGCACACGCGCACACACACAGCCACACACACCCGCUGCUCCUGGGGGCGGGGGCCGCCGCGGGGGGGUCCACCAGUGACGUGUCGCUCUACGGCACCCCGCCUCCGUCCGGACCGCCCUCCCAGAGCCUCCCCAACACCCCCCUCUCCACACCGGCUGUCCGUCACACAAACCCCACCCCCCAGGCCAUCGCAGCCCAGCCCGCGGCCUCUAUAGUCCCGCCCACUCUCCCUAACCAGCCCCCGCCAGUGGCCUCCCAAGCCACGCCCACCCCGACAACCCCUGCCCAAUCAGCACAAGCCCCUACCGCCCCUACCAUUGGUUCAGGCCUGCACCACCCCGCCCCUCACCCAAGCUUCACAAACAUUAACCCCACCCACCCCAUGCCAGUGCCCCCGCCGCCCCCACCCCAGUCGGCCUCCUCCGACAGCUUCUCCUCCUCCCAGAGCCGCUCCCCACUGAGCGAGCGCGCACGCAGCGUGGAGCGAGAGCGCGACCGCGACCGAGGAGGAGGAGGCGGUGCGACGACAGGAGCAACAGCAGCAGCAGGAGCGACGGGAAGCGGAGAGACUCUGGGCCGGCUGCCCAUGCUGAACGUGACCCCACACCACCACCAGCACUCCCACAUCCACUCCCACCUACACCUGCACCAGCAAGAUACAGCGGCGGGAGGGGUGCACCCCCUAAUGGACCCCCUGGCGUCCGGCUCGCCCCUGGCCCGCCUGCCCUACCCCGGGGCCGCCCUGACGCACCCCCCCAUCCUGGCACACCCCCUCACUGAGAGCGAGGUCCUCCGACAACAGCUCUUCGGAGGUCCGUUCCGGGAGCUGCCCCAGUCCUCGUCUCUGGGUGGCUCCAUGUCGGCGGCGCACCAGCUGCAGGCCAUGCAACAGGCCCAGAGCGCUGAGCUGCACAUCCAGCGGAUGGCGCUAGAGCAGCAGUGGAUACACCACCACCACCACCACAGCCUAGCUCAGGACGAGUACUACAGCCACCUGAAGAAAGAGAGUGACAAAACACUGUGAGGGAGGGAUCCGCAGGGGGAAAGACGAGAAGAGAAGAGAAGAGGAGAGGAGAGGAGGCGAUGGACAGAAGAGGAGAGGAGAGGAGAAGAGAGGAGGCGAUGGACAGAAGAGAGAAAAGAGGAGAGGAAUAGGAGGAGCACAUGUGCAAAUAAAUAAAUAAAUAGAUAAACAAAUGAUAUUCAAACGAGAGCACUGAAGUUGACUGGCAGAACUGGAAGGACCCAGAGAGUCCCAGCAGCACGCCAAUGACCAAUGAGAAGACCCGGAACUGAGCCACCAAGUCACGUCUGGCCAAUCACAGCCUGUGUAAUUACAGCCAAACCCAUCAGGCCCCGCCCACACAUCCAGUGGAAUUUUACCAAGCUCCGCCCAGCCUCGUGAUCAUUGUACCUUUGUAAAGUAAAGGCUGUGGAGUCGGCACGGCAACAGCACCUGUAUCAUAGAAUACUCCCCAGAGAAUGUCUACAAAAUGAAGUUCUGUUUUGUGUCUUUGCAUGUAGCUAGAAGCCUACCCUGACCUGGUCAAACACUUGGUUUGUUUGUUAAUGUUUGUUUGUCUUUUUGUUUAUGUUCUGUUUGUUCGUUUGUUUUUUGUUUUUUUUAGUGAAGCCCUCACUUUAAAAGGACGGCUUUUUUUUUAAUAAGUAUGCAUGAGACCAAUUUAGUGACAUAUUAUGUUUAUUAUUGAUAGUAUAAUGAUAAUAAUUAUUAUCAAUGUUGUCUGUUUGUUAAUAAUGAUAUGAUUAUAUAAACAUAUUAUUUUGUAUUAUUUUUUUACAUUUUCAUGG
This is a messenger RNA of Sardina pilchardus (European sardine), 5940 nucleotides long. RefSeq names its product atrophin 1 (gene atn1). The record is from RefSeq and is a predicted model, not a curated record. Gene Ontology annotation, cellular component: nucleus. The coding region runs from base 323 to 5152 and encodes 1609 amino acids. The transcript is spliced from 12 exons. Gene Ontology annotation, molecular function: transcription corepressor activity. Lineage: Eukaryota; Metazoa; Chordata; Actinopteri; Clupeiformes; Clupeidae.